Hydra vulgaris (swiftwater hydra) is the source of this 1336-nucleotide messenger RNA. RefSeq names its product 26S proteasome non-ATPase regulatory subunit 4. Gene Ontology annotation, biological process: proteasome-mediated ubiquitin-dependent protein catabolic process. Gene Ontology annotation, molecular function: polyubiquitin modification-dependent protein binding. Gene Ontology annotation, cellular component: proteasome regulatory particle, base subcomplex; nucleus; cytosol. Lineage: Eukaryota; Metazoa; Cnidaria; Hydrozoa; Anthoathecata; Hydridae. The record is from RefSeq and is a predicted model, not a curated record.
AUGUCAAAACAACGCUGUUGUGAUUCGCUGAAUCAUUGAGCAAAACAUUUCCUCUAAUAACGAUUAUAAUAAAAAACAAGUUAACUUUGAUACCCCAAGUACUAACAUAAGAAGUUCCAGUGCGAAAAAAAAUGGUUUUAGAAUCUACUAUAGUAUGUGUUGAUAAUAGUGAAUAUAUGAGAAAUGGUGAUUUUAUGCCUACACGUAUUCAAGCUCAACAAGAUGCUGUUAGUUUAGUAUGCCACGCUAAAACGAGACAAAAUCCUGAAAAUAAUGUUGCACUUAUGACUUCUGCUAGUUUGGAAGUUCUUGUGACAUUAACAACUGAUGUAAACAGGGUUUUAUCAAAACUCCAUCAAGUAAAUCCGUCUGGUAAAGCACAGUUUUCGACAGGGAUUAAAAUUGCACAUCUUGCAUUAAAACAUCGACAAGGUAAAAAUCAUAGAAUGAGAAUAAUCGCAUUUGUUGGGAGUCCAAUUGAUAGUUCAGAUAAAGAUCUAGUUCGUCUUGCAAAGAAGCUUAAAAAGGAAAAAGUAAAUGUUGAUGUGAUUGCGCUGGGAGAAGAUUCUGCUUCAUUUGAUAAACUUUCUCAGUUUGUUGAUACAUUAAAUGGAAAAGAAGGAACAUCAAGUCAUUUAGUUGUGAUUCCUCCUGGGCCAAGUCUAUCUGAUGCUUUGAGAACUUCAGCAGUUUUGCAAGGAGAAGAUGGUUAUAUGCCAUCUGGAGAUUUCUCUUCAGGAGGAUUUGAUGUUGAUGCAAAUCUUGACCCAGAAUUGGCUUUAGCCCUUCGUGUCUCAAUGGAAGAGCAGAGAGCACGUCAAGAGGAAGAAAGUAAAUCAUCAUCUAAUGAAGUGGCAACCGGUACUUCUUCCAAGGAAGAUUCAUUAUUAAUGAAUGCAAUGUUCUCCAGGGGGAGUGAUCAACCAGUUGACUUUAAUGCUAUGACAGAAGAAGAGCAAAUAGCUAUGGCUAUACAAAUGUCAAUGAGUGAUGCUAAUUCUUCAGUUGAACCAUCUGAGACACCAACAUUAAUGGAUGUUGAGACUGACAACCCAGAUUCUAUGGAGCAAGACUACAGCGCAGUAAUGAACGAUCCUGCUUUUCUUCAACAUCUCGUUGGCAGCCUUCCGGGUGUUGAUCCUAAUAGUGAAGCUAUACAAAAUGCUCUCCACGCUCUUACUAGUGGUUCAGAGGCUAAAAAAGAUAACGAAUCUAAAGAUGAAAAGAACAAAGAAAAGUAACGAUUUCAAAUAUUCAAUUUUUACUUUUGUAAAUUUAAGCAAAGUUUAUUAAAAUCAUUUUACUUAUGUUUCAGAGUAUGCUUGUGUUAAUUUAA